This is a messenger RNA of Pseudo-nitzschia multistriata, 4128 nucleotides long. The record is from the annotation of a GenBank genome assembly. Lineage: Eukaryota; Bacillariophyta; Bacillariophyceae; Bacillariales; Bacillariaceae.
GCUACCGCUACCGCUACCGCUCGAUACCACAAUGCCGCUCCGGGGGAAACCGAAACCCAAGCCCCUCGCUCGGCUUGCUUCCGCCCUGCUGGUCCUGGCCCUGGCGGCCCCGCUUCGRAGGGCGGCUUCCGCUUCGGAGGCCGCCUCCGAUCCGGGGGGGCUUCCCCUCCCCCCCCACCUCCUGGCGCUGAACGACGGAACCACCAUGCCGAGGGUCGGCCUGGGGGUCGCCCUCGUGGGGGAAAAGACCUACGCUGCCGUCUCCCACGCGAUCGGGACCGCCGGGUACCGGCUGGUGGACACGGCGGCGGAGGAAUCCUACGGGAACGAGGCCGAGGUGGGCUCCGCCGUCCGGGACUUUUACCGGAAGCAAGGGACGAGCCGGGGCAGCAGCAGCAACGACAACGACAGCAGCAGCAGCAGCAACGACAACAGCAACAACAACAGCAGCAACAACAGCAACAACAACCACGACAACCACCACGUCUUUCUGACCACCAAGCUCUGGGAUUCCGACCACGGAUUCUACAACACGCUCCGGGCCUUUUUCGAAUCCCACGCGGAGAUCAACAGAUACCACGUGGACGGAGRCGAUGCCGGGGACGGCACCACCAAUGCUGCCUCCGGCGACGACGAAGAAGAAGACGAAACAGAAGCCCUGCCCAUCGAUCUGUACCUCAUCCACUCCCCCUUUGGCGGCAAGCUCCUGGAAACCUGGGACGCCCUCCUCUACCUGCAGAAAUUCCACCCCGACAAGGUCAGAUCCAUCGGCGUCUCCAACUUUGGGAUCGACCACCUGGAGGUCCUCCGGGAGGCCGGGAGGCCGAUGCCGGCGGUCAACCAGAUCGAGCUCCACCCGCUGGUCUACGGCCAGCGGAGGGACCUCCUGGACUACUGCGAGGAACAAGGGAUCGUCGUCCAGGCCUACGGGAGCCUCAUGCACGGGUACGACCGGUUCCUGGCCGAUCCCCCGCCUGUUCUGUCGGAGAUGGCAGGCCGGUACAGCGACAGCGACAACGACAACGCCGAGAAGGGCGGAAGGGCCGUCGGCGUGACCCACGUCCUCCUCCAGUGGGCCCUCCAGCACGGAUUCGCCAUCAUUCCCAAGUCCGGCCGGACCGACCGCAUCACGGACAACGUCCGGUACAUCGACCUCGGAAUGCAAAUGCAAAUCGAACAAGGGGGAGGCAGGGGAGAAGGCCUCUGGCUYUCGGGGGAGGACAUGGCCCUCCUGGACGGCUGGGGGGACCACCUCCCCUACCGCCACCGGAACCUCUACAAGAGGGACUGGAACUGGAACCCGAUCGACGAGGCCCCGGUCCACGCCGGGAACGCUACGGGCUACUGGCCGGGCUACGAGGGCGUCGACCCGGAGGGCCUGGCCGACCGGCUGGACGACGACGACGACGGAUACGGCGACAACGACAACGACGACCCUGGACGGCUGGGGGGACCACCUCCCCUACCGCCACCGGAACCUCUACAAGAGGGACUGGAACUGGAACCCGAUCGACGAGGCCCCGGUCCACGCCGGGAACGCUACGGGCUACUGGCCGGGCUACGAGGGCGUCGACCCGGAGGGCCUGGCCGACCGGCUGGACGACGACGACGACGGAUACGGCGACAACAACAAUGACGACAACGACAACGACGACGACAACGACAACGACGACGAUGGAUACGGAUACUACGGAAGCGAAAGCCAGAGGAGGCGAAACGCGGGAAAGAAAUUCGACGAGCUGUAAGCAAGCCGGCGCACCGCGAACGGCGAGCGAGCGCUGCGGGUCCGUCGCAACGCCAAGCCAAAGCCAGAGCCAAGCCAAAGCCAGAGCCAGGCCAAUCGAGGAAGGUUGGGACCGACCGGGCUUUUCCGAGCCAGAGGAGAUGGUGCGGGAGACGAAGGAACCAUCGCUGUCCUCCGACUCUCUGCCAUUCGUACAAGCACGAGUACGUACCGUACGGUGCCCAUGUUAUACCACGAACGCCUGCCGGAGCUGKUCCUGCCCCAUCGUUCCGGCACAGCGCUGUUGCCGAUUCUCCGCGUUUGUGGUGGGUUAACAGGCAUCCAACAAAAUGUACCGCAUCGUUAAAAUAACAAAAUACUGUACGUACGGUUGUUAGUUUCGUCUUCUUUCUCCAAMCGGAAUAGAUCUCGCAAUUUUUUCAUGAUUGCAUUCACUAUCCCCAUCCUUAGUUGCGCAUACCAUUCCCAGUGGUUUUUGGAGGUGCAGCGUCGAAAUCGAAUCCGUUUGGCAAGUUUUUUUUUGUCCCUCCAAGUUUCCUUUUCUUCCCUCUCUCUCAUUCACUCYGAGGACCAAUGACUUUCCUACCGUUGGCAAUCUCAGUAGUAGGGUACGUACAGUACUACCGUACUGUAAUUACGGUACAAAACGUUGCGGUUCAAACAUGCCGCUGGUUGUUCUCGAAAGAAACAAUCGAUUUCCAGUCUCGAACAACAAUCAUACCGGUACACUCUGCCUCUGCCUGUGAACCUACAGCAGUUCCGCACCAUUCGCGACAAUCAGCGCAGCGAUUGCCGAUUCCCGAUCGACCGACCAACACCAGGAACCAGCACUCGACGGCCUUCCAACCGAGGCAAACAGCAGCCCAGCGAGCACCACCCAACCCAACCCAACCCAACCAUCUUCGGCAGAAACCAACAAACAGGCAGCACCGCUGGUUGUCGCACAAACACACCGCACCACCCGCCGAGCAGGUUCGGAGCGUUUCCACCCAUGUCCUCCUCCUCCUCCUCUUCCGCGGCCCCCUCCGCCGAUCCGGUGAUCCGCAACCGAGACAUGCUGGCCCUCAAGAAUUACAUCACGGCCAAGGACAGCAAUCCGCGGCAGGGCCUCUCCGAAACGACCCUCCUCAUCGACCUGACCCACUCGAACCUCGUCCAGAAACACAUCGAGAUCCGCUUCGACAAGCACGACCGCCUCCGGGACGUCCGAGAAAAGAUCCACCAGAAGACGGGCACCGCCCCGCACUUCCAGACCCUCCUCCUWAAGUGCAGCGGGCAGACGCUCUUCGAGAUCGACGCCACCGACGAAUCCUACGACCGGCACAAGCUGGGCUUUUUCUUUGGGGAUCCCUACGCAAACUGCGGCCUGGAGGUCCACUGCAUCGACACGAACCCGCUCAGCGGGAGCCGCAACGGCCAGUACGAGGACGUCUCGCUGGUCGAAAAAUACCGCAUGUCCGACGAGGAGUACGACAAGCGGAAGGGGACCCUGCGGGACUGGGCCAAGGUCCAGCUGGAAAAAGACGAAAGCUUUACCCUGGCCAGGCACGCAAGGGAGCACCGGGAAAAGGUCGAGGCCCUCCGCGAGUUCAAGCUCGGGAACUCCCCGCUCCCCUACGGCUACGUCGUCGACUCGACCGGCAAGGACAUCGUCAAGGGGGACGAGCCGGACUACGACGACCUGGUGGAGCAGAGGAAGCUUAGCCAGCGCAAGCAGGCUUGCGACCAUGGCUCGAACGAGACCUCCGUCGAGGGGAUCUUUGUGGGCGACCGGUGCGAGGUGAUGCCCGGCAGCCGCCGGGGCAGGGUGUCCUACGUCGGGCCGGUCCGGGAGCUGGACGACCGGCCGGAUUCCUUCUGGGUCGGGGUGACCUUCGACGAGCCCGUCGGAAAGACCGACGGGGCCGCCAUUGACCCGCGCACCGGAGCGAGAAGGUCCUACUUCGAGGCGCCCCCGGGAUACGCGAGUUUUGUAAGGGGAAAGAACGUGGAGGUCGGGGAUUUCCCCGAGCUCGAUCUCUUUGGCGACGACGACGACAGCAGCGACGAGGACGAAUUGUAGCGCGGGCCGGGCCGGGCCGCCCGGGAUCCGGUCUCUGCGUUCCUCGUUCUUUGUCGCCAAUCUCCGAAGUCCACGUGUCGUUCUGUGCCAGGGCGUUCGAUGGAUCGAAUGGACCAGACAACGAGACGGGCAUCUAUGGUUCGGUAGUGGAUUGUGGAAGAUAGAUUGACCGCGUUCCGGAGCUUUUUGUUCGUCUGGAAUUGCUGACAGCGGAUUGCGGUCAUUGGCACUGGCACGUAGAACACGAGAAGACCAAACAACUUGGAUCGCAGACUCGGAGUCACUCCUGCCGGUGAUUCUGGAUUAAAUUUGUGAAACGUCU